AUGGCUUCUCAGGGCACCUUUCGUCAUGACGCCGUUGUCUUCACCGACAAGGCCAUGAAGCCUCUACCUGUGUUUUCACAGGCUAUUAAGGCGAACAACAUUCUCUAUGUCUCAGGGAAUGUGGGCAUGGAUCCUGUUACAGGGAAACUUGCCGACGGAGUUGCUGCACAAACCGUGAGGCUUGAUGCAAUUCUUCUAGCCGCUGGUUCCAGUCUUGGACAGGUCAUCAAAGUCAAUGUCUAUGUGACCGACAUGGGAAAAUUCGCUGAGAUGAACGAGGCGUAUUUGGGGGUGUUCGAAGAGCCCCAACCAGCUCACACCUGCGUUCAGGUAUCUGCGUUGCCUUUCGGGGCUUUGGUUGAGAUGGAGUGCCAAGCAUUGUUGAGUUAG
This is a messenger RNA of Colletotrichum phormii, 390 nucleotides long. RefSeq names its product Endoribonuclease L-PSP/chorismate mutase-like protein. Gene Ontology annotation, molecular function: deaminase activity. The record is from RefSeq and is a predicted model, not a curated record. Gene Ontology annotation, cellular component: mitochondrion; cytosol. Bases 1 to 390 code for a protein of 129 amino acids. The transcript has 3 exons. Lineage: Eukaryota; Fungi; Ascomycota; Sordariomycetes; Glomerellales; Glomerellaceae.